AUGGUCGCUGCUACAACCACAAACCCAACACAAAAUCCACGAAAUCCCAAAACCUCCUCGCAUGACGAGUCCCAAAACAACCCAAGAAGACCCCCAUUGUUACCCUCUGAGAAAGACAACAAUGGAAUUAACCCCAAAAGACCCAAAUCAAGACAAGUCUCUUCAAGAUACAUGUCCCCUUCGCCUUCUACUUCGAGUUCCUCAGUCUCUUCAUCGUCUACCACUUCCAGAAGAUUCCCAUCUCCUCUAGUUUCAAGAAAUUCGACGCCGGCGUCUAAUACACCGGCUUUGGGGCCUAAACGGUCUGUAUCCGUGGACCGGAGGCGUCCCGUGGCCUCUAGACCACUUACACCAGAUCUUCAUUCGAAACCCGGUAAUGAUGGUGAAAUGUCAGCUGCUACAAAGCUGCUGGUCACUUCUACUAGGAGUUUGUCGGUUUCGUUUCAAGGAGAGGCGUUUUCUCUUCCAAUUAGUAAGACUAAGGCGGCUCCACCUUCACCAAAUUUGAGUAGUGUGAGGAAGGGUACGCCAGAGAGGAGUAGGAGGGGUAGUACCCCAUUGAGAGGGAAGGUUGAGAAAGAAGGAGAUCAGGUGGAGAAUUCGAAGCCAACUGAUCAGCAUCUUUGGCCGGGUAGGACCCGGCAAUCUAAUCCAUUAUCUAGAAGUUUAGAUUGUUCUGGUCAGAGGAGUAAGCUCAUUGGAUCUGGGGAUGUUGUCCGGGUGUUGCAGCGAUCUAUGAUUGAUGAGAGUAGGAGGGUGUCCUUUGAUGGUAGAUUGAGUCUUGAUUUGGGCAAUGCUGACUUGUUCAAGGCAAUUCAACAAGCCCGGGAUGGGAAUUCUGUUCUUGAGUCAUCAGUGCAGUCUGAUGUCACUGCAUCAGAUACAGAGAGUGUUUCUUCUGGUAGUACUUCGGGAGUGCAAGAAAGUGGUGGAGUUUCUCGUGAGCGAAGUGGGCCUCGUGGAAUCAUUGUUUCAGCUAGGUUUUGGCAGGAAACAAAUAGUCGGUUGAGGAGGUUGCAGGAUCCAGGUUCACCGUUAUCCACAAGUCCAGGGUCAAAAAUAGUGGUUCCUCCAAAGCUAAAAAAGUUCCCAACUGAUAGCCUACUAGCAUCGCCUCGAACAAUGUCAUCACCUAUUCGGGGAGGUGUUAGGCCUGCAUCACCAAGCAAGCUUAUGUCAUCCUCUCCAUCGAGGGGAAUGCUUAGUCCAUCUCGGGUCAGAACUACAGUUGCUAGCACCAUUAGUAGUAACAUUAGUGAGACACCUUCAGUUCUUAGUUUUGCUGUGGAUGUUCGGAGGGGGAAGGUUGGGGAGAAUCGUAUUGUUGAUGCACAUCUGUUGAGGCUUUUGUAUAAUCGACAUUUGCAAUGGCGCUUUGUAAAUGCUAGGACAGAAGCAACUUUGUUGGUGCAGAAACACAGUGCGGAGAAAUAUCUGUGGAAUGCAUGGAUAACAAUCUCAGAUCUACGUGAUAUGGUCACCAAAAAAAGACACAGGUUACAAUUGCUGAGGCAAAAGUUGAAGCUGGCUUCUAUACUCAAGAGACAAGUAAGAUUUAUUCAUGACUUCGUCUUAUGA
Molecule: messenger RNA, 1578 nt
Organism: Ilex paraguariensis (yerba mate)
Lineage: Eukaryota; Viridiplantae; Streptophyta; Magnoliopsida; Aquifoliales; Aquifoliaceae
Source: the annotation of a GenBank genome assembly